GGCUGGCAAGGACCUGUCUUCCUGAGCAGUCUGGGCGAGGCAGUCGACGAUUUAACGCACUUGCGUUGUCAUUUUACCGACUGGCUAGCCUGGACGAGUUUUCAUGCACGAAGCCUCUGUAUUCAUUUCAAGCCUUCAUGAGAGUUCCCUGCAGGCAAUCCUCGAAUCCCGCCUCUGAGUGAAAUUGGAUCGCCUGCUCCCUCUAGCCCCGCCAAGCUCGUUACCCUAUUAAAGGCGUCAGCUGGGGGGAACCAGGCGAAAGGAGAGGUACCGAUUUGACCAGCCUCCAAGCCUCCCCAGGGACCACACAUAAUCGUCAACGGCCUGCAAUGCAACCCUGAUAUUUCGCCCUUUUUUUCUCCGUACAUCACACACCCUCAACGUUUUCUUGAGCCGAAGGAAAAGCCGAGAGGGUACAAGAAAAUUAAAGUAUUCAAAAUUGUAUUAUUCUCUGCAUUGAUUUUUUUUUCUCUUUCAGCCUCCAAUUACUGCGCCAGCCUUGUCCAUUGUCUUGUCAAUAUUCCGUUUCAGAUAUUCCUAGGGUCUGCUUGGUGGGGGCGCCAUUUUAUAUUGCCUGUCAACAGGGAACCACGCUCCAAGGGGAAAUGCGCUUUGCGUUGCGCUGACUGACGCUUGUCAAGAGUGCUGAACGGCGAGCUUCGAAGGUCAUUAUCCCUUCAGGUGACUCGUUUCCGAAUUCUGGGCCCCCAAACUUCGAAAUAUCGAACCCGUUUUCGUCGGUAAAGAGAUAUUUUCGACACGGCGACGCCAAACCUAAGGACCUUGGGCCUUCAUCACAAUCGCGGCCAUCUACUUCGUUUUCAGAGGGGCAAGGCUUUUUGAACUCUGCGGCAUUGCCCGACCCUAAUAUCUCUCAGGUCUUCGAUACUUCAUCUCAGCAACCCGCACCUAAAUCGAACUCGAGUCGCCGCUCGAGCUUACCCGCUGCUUCCUCUAUCACGGAGUUCGGACUCAAGUCGAGAUUUCGAAGGUCAACUUUGACUGGAAAUAAACGACCCAAAUUUGUAUUUAGUGUUAAUGCACCUCCAACCGAAAGACCCUCGUUAGAUUUGAAAACUUCACGCCCAUCUUUAGACGAAAAUACCCCGCAUGGACGAUCCAAAGAAUACUAUAACACUCAGCAUCAAAACUCAAUCCCUUCGCCGAUAACACCCCUCAUCCCCCAUAGUGAGCCCGCGAAAAUGUCAUCAAAUAUGGGCCUUGACACCAGCCGCGAUGAAUACAACGCCCAGCACUCGAAUCUGCACCCAAGGCCUACAGUUGCCGGGCCCACGACCAACGUUGGCUCUACGAACCUGUCGGGGUUGGUAUGCAAUGUUUAUAAAACUACCGGGAGAGAGCCUCACGCGUUAGUAGGCGCCACUACCACUAUUCUCGGCGACAAAUUAUACGUUUUUGGAGGGCGCAUGCUAUCUAGGACUCGACCAGAUUUAACCUCAGAUCUCUACGAACUGGAUCUGAUAAGGCGCCAUUGGAGUAAGCUGCAGACUACCGGACAUGUGCCGUCACCAAGAUAUUUUCAUAGUGUAUGUGCACUAGGUGAUACAAAACUCGUUUGCUACGGCGGAAUGUCUCCUAGAACCACGCAGACGAGCCAGUCAUCAAGUUUAUCCCCAUCCGGUAACCUGGAAUCGCAGCCGGAAAUUGUGGUGAUGUCCGAUGUACAUAUCUUGGACGUACCGACGCGAACCUGGACUCGCAUUCACACCGAUAACACACCCCAAGGGAGGUACGCUCAUUGUGCGGCUAUACUUCCAUCGUCGGCUAUUUUCACGUCUGCUCAGGCGCCCCUAUCCGCCAUCCAAAAUAAUCCAUCGUCCGCAAAUCCACAUCAGGGAACGAUCGGAGUAGAUAUUGAUGGCUUUGGGGGGGCAGAGAUGGUUGUGGUUGGAGGCCAAGACAGCUCAAAUCAUUAUAUUGAACAAAUAAGCGUCUUCAACCUGCGCAGCUUGAAGUGGACAGUGACAACACCCCUGGACCGGAGUUGUGGAGCCUACCGAAGCGUCGUCGCGCCACUUAUCAAUACUCCAGCAUCGCAAAUCGGAGAAAGUCACAAGGAAUCGGACCCGACAAACACAGAAUCAGAAAACCAGGGAACUCCUCUCCUGAUUUAUUCCAAUUACCACUUUCUUAAUGUCAAACUUGAGCUUCAAGUGCGCCUCCCGGACGGCAAUUUAAUAGAGAAGACGAUGGAUACUUCUAUUUCACCACCUGGCCUUAGAUUCCCGAAUGGCGGCAUUAUCAAUGGUCACUUCGUUGUUAGCGGCACGUAUUUAACGUCAUCGAAACAAGAGUAUGCGCUCUGGGCGCUGAACCUAAAAACGUUGACAUGGGGACGUAUAGAUGUGGGUGGAACUAUAUUCAGCAACGGAAGCUGGAAUCGCGGUGUUUUGUGGAACAGAAGGAGCACGUUUGUGAUUUUGGGACAUAGAAAAAGAAGCCUGGUUGAGGAUUACAACCAUCGGCGGCUCAAUUUUGCCCACGUCUGCAUGGUGGAAUUGGAGGCUUUUGGACUCUACGAGAAUCCGCGGAGGACAUCACCGACGUCAGGAUAUCAGUCAGUGAGCGCUCCCGCAAUACCAGCGUCUAUUCAACCAAAAUUCUCUCAACAAGCUGGCGGUGGCCGACAGUAUUCCUCAGCGGCACAGCAGUUGGGUCUCAUGGCCCAGUCCUUUGUGGAAUUGUCCGAUAUGGAGCUGCUUACAAUUGGCGGCGAACGAAUACCCGUCAAUUCUCAUAUCAUUGCUCGACGAUGGGGCCCCUAUUUUGUCCGCCUGCUUCGUGAAUCCACAGCUGUUGCUUCAGACAGUCUUUCUGAUGUGGCUACCGUUCGCCAGCCGGGCUCUUCUUUUGGCAAUAAUCACUCCAGCAAUAAACGCAAUUCGAAUAUCACAAUAACUCCCUCCAUCAGCAAUACUAGCCAGUAUUCCACAGCAACAACCUUGGUUAACCAGCCUGGCACCAUUGCCAACACCGGCAGGAAAGACUCUGCUGCCGCGCUUCCUAACCUUGAGAUACCCUCCGCUCACUCCCUCACGCCAACUUCACGACCUCGCACCCUCUACCUUCCACACACCCACCUAACCGUCCAACUCCUCGUCCAUUUUCUCUACACUUCAUCCCUGCCGCCUAUUGAUUCUCCGUUAUGUACCCCUCAAAUUCUCUGCUCGCUUCUACAGCUAGCUCGACCGUACCAGGUUGAUGGAUUGCUUGAAGCCACCGUUGAACGUCUCCACCAGGUUCUUGAUGGUAGAAAUGCGGCCGCAGUAUUCAACGCCGCCGCCAUGGCCGCCGGAGGUGGACGUGGGACCGGCUUCACAAGUGGUCCUGGUGGGACAUUGGAGGUGCUGAACGGUGUCAAAUUGCGCUCUGAUCAGCCUGGGACUUCUUCAAAUUCACAAAUGUCUGCAAUUCAUUCUAGCUCAGAUAAUGACGGCGGACAUGUGGACAGAAAAUCUGCGUCUGGUCGUCGCGAGUCCAGCAACUCUGCUUCCCAGCAACGACCGUCAAAUCUUCGAAUCAACACCGACCUGGGAAUGCGUCAUCGCGCGGAAUCAAUCAGUAGCGCUAGUACCGUUACCUCCGCGUCGACAAAUACUAGUUUCAGUUAUACUGACUCCGAUAUGGGCCGCCAAUCUAGCAGCGGUGAUGGGUCUAGCAGACAUCAUGCCCACAGCAGGCCGGAUAGAGACGUCUGGACGGGAGGAAUCAGUUGCGUAGUUGGUCUACAGAAACGUGGGUUGAGGGGGUUAAUGGAAGGGCGACGCCUUAGAGAACGAGGUGCGAUAAAUGGCGGCGAUGAUCGGAGUACGCCUACGGCUGGUAUAACGUCGAAUACCACGUAUAUGACCAGUGCUGCUCCUGGCUCUGCAAUGGGAAUAUGA
Coccidioides posadasii C735 delta SOWgp is the source of this 3905-nucleotide messenger RNA. RefSeq lists its product as uncharacterized. Gene Ontology annotation, molecular function: protein binding. The record is from RefSeq and is a predicted model, not a curated record. Gene Ontology annotation, biological process: cell redox homeostasis. Gene Ontology annotation, cellular component: cytosol; mitochondrion. NCBI's taxonomy places the organism in Eukaryota, Fungi, Ascomycota, Eurotiomycetes, Onygenales, Onygenaceae.